UGGGCACACUGAUGAUGUGUUUCCCUUGUUUGUGUGUGUAAGUUAUGUCUCCGCCAUUGAAAUUCAUUUUAGCCGAGAAUUGAAAUAGGUUGUACCUUUCAUAAAUCGGCAAAUAUCUUCACAAUCUUCCUUCUUUUACUUAUUCUAUUAAGUCAUAUUCCGUGCACAAACAUUAUAUCCAAUGGCAGACAGAGAUACAGAUGAGUUGAACAUCGAUAACGUAAUAAAAAAAUUACUAAAAGUACGGGGCGAGAAGCCUGGUAUGAAUGUUCAGUUAACAGAAAUUGAGAUCAAAGGUUUAUGCUUAAAAUCUCGGGAAAUAUUCUUGUCGCAACCGAUAUUACUUGAGUUGGAAGCUCCCCUAAAAAUAUGCGGUGACAUCCACGGACAAUACUACGACUUACUAAGGCUGUUCGAAUAUGGAGGCUUCCCUCCGGAAUCCAACUACCUCUUCCUCGGAGAUUACGUAGACCGUGGCAAACAGUCGUUGGAGACUAUAUGUCUGCUACUUGCGUACAAGAUCAAAUACCCAGAGAACUUCUUCUUAUUACGGGGCAACCACGAGUGUGCUAGCAUUAACAGAAUUUAUGGGUUCUACGACGAGUGCAAACGGAGGUACAACAUCAAGUUAUGGAAAACGUUCACAGACUGCUUCAACUGCUUACCAGUAGCCGCGAUAGUUGACGAGAAAAUCUUCUGCUGCCAUGGCGGUCUCUCGCCCGACCUGCAAGCGAUGGAGCAGAUCCGGCGGAUCAUGCGGCCGACCGACGUGCCCGACCAGGGCUUGCUGUGCGACCUGCUGUGGUCCGACCCAGAUAAGGACACCGCCGGCUGGGGAGAGAACGACCGCGGUGUCAGUUUUACCUUCGGCACUGAGGUGGUGGGCAAGUUCCUGUCGAAGCACGAGUUCGACCUGAUCUGCCGCGCGCACCAGGUUGUGGAGGACGGUUACGAGUUCUUCGCCAAGCGGCAGCUCGUCACGCUGUUCUCCGCGCCCAACUACUGCGGCGAGUUCGACAACGCCGGCGCGCUGAUGUCGGUGGACGAGACUCUCAUGUGCUCGUUCCAGAUCCUGAAGCCGGCCGACAAGCGCAAGCUGUACUCCGGCCUCAACAUGGGCCGCCCCAACACGCCGCCGCGCGCGCAGCCCAAGAACAAGAAGAAUUAGUGGUCCGCGCUGAUGCAGUGAGAGCGGGCGACUUGCAUGGAACCCAUACAAACCACCUACGAACCCCUACCGUGCCUGGCUGCUUAACAUACGUCACGCCGACUGACAGGCCAGGUUUCAGGCUAUGUUUUAGCCUAUAGUGAACUGAGCGAACUAUCGCGCUUCGAUUCGACAAUAGAUCAGUUUUCAACAUCUCUUUGAUAUGCGUUUAUGCAUACGCGAAGCUCGGAAUGUUCGAGAAAAUCUCGAAAAUUUACUUUGUGAACUGCGUGUGUGCAAAAACGUACCCUUUUACUUACUCGAAUAGUGCAGGAAUUGUCAUUUAACCAAGAGAUAACACUAUACGUGUGAGAGAGACAAAAAGAGGUAGAAACAGAUCUGUUGCAGAAUCGAGAAAAGUUAAGAGCUACAACCGUAAGCAUAAAAAGCUUUGGCUUAAAAUUAGUAGCUUCCCAAAACCUGGACAGCGUCACAUCACUAAUGGACAACGACGCCAUCUUGUGGUGAACUAUUGACUCGGCUUUAGUGACGUGCCGCCGCCCGGUCGCGUAUAGUAUCGCUCGUGCCCAUUUUUUAUUAUGGACUCGUAAUUUUUUUUGUAUGAUUUUAUAAAUUAUGAAAUUUUAGCAAUCAAGUAUUAUUUAAAAGCGUCGUAUCGCGCUCUCUGGUUGACUGAUCGGUCGCAAGCGUUCAAAAGGCAAGGAUUAACAAGCAAUGUUAUGUUUAAUAUUAUUGUUUGUUAUUUCGUGCUUUGUUAUAGCCGGGUGUUAGUUGCCAAUCGCUCGCAAAGCAAUUGCUGGCCAAUUUGUUCGGCGCCCCGGGAAGCCCCGGGUUCUCACAAGCGACGUUUUAGUCGCGAGCAACUUCUGUUGCUGACGAUGUAACCAGUGAAUGUUUAAUAAAAACCACAUUUUCGUUGCAAAAUAGAACUUAAUACAUCUACUUAAAUUAUUAAUUUCUAAUGCGUACGUCGAUUACAUGUAGAUAGUAUGGACUGUCAUACGUUAUUCGUAGCCGUAGUGUAAGAGCUUGAUCGCUAAUUUAAGAAAUAUCGUCCUAUCAGUAAGAAUAUUGACUCGCCCGGUAUUAUCUACGUAUUCAGUCUUCAUUUUGUCAUCGUUGUCGAUAUUGUCCAAAGUAUCGAUAAGUCGGAGUCUUACCAUCACUAUUCAAACUUCACUGGUCACGUGGUCCCUGAAGUCAGCCAUUUUAUUGUAAGUAAACUGCCAACGUUGCAUGGAGUCAUCGUUUCUCAACAUUUGUAAUCGUGGGCAUGUCCCACUCAGCCAAGUAAUGUAAUAUUGUAUUGUUUUUUAUUCUACCGCGAUCUCAGUGUAUAAUUUUAUUUGAACUUGUAAUAUGAAAUCAUAUUCAUAAAUUGUAUUACAGAAUAUUCUGUUACAAUGUAGCUGAGAACGUGAUUUAAGGAAUGUUUUCGUUUAUCCUGCAUGUUUGGGAAACGGUGCGAUGUAGAAAUUAUUUUUUAAUAUUGUUUUUAAUAAGGCAGUUAGCUAAGCCCUGGGAUGCCCGGUGCGUGAGGCGUAUAGCGUUCUAUAUCCGAGUAAUUUAAGCCGCGAACGGUUUUAAUACUGGCAGCCAUUUUGAUACUAAUCGAUGGUAGGUUUAACUUAAAAUUUCGUGGUAAGUAACGUCUUGUGAAAUCAUUGUAGGUAUUAAUAAUAAAUAGAUGUUUUCGACGAGAAAACAAAAGUAAUGUCGCGUUAUUAUGACAUAACUUCCCGAUUAUUAAGGGAAUAUUUUUUAUUUAAUGGUGAUUUAUUAAGAACACCAAAGAUAAUCGAAUCCAAUAUGGACGUAGGCGCAUUGCCAAAUUUUAUAUAAAUUAGUAUUGCUAUAAAUGUGAGUAAAAUAACGCUUUGACCUCAAAACCUGCCAGUGUUAAAACCGACGAUCGCAAUUUAAUAUUAAUGACCGAUGUAAUGAUAAUAUUGGAAGUAAUUGAUAAAACUCCUCUUUAAUAUAAGUAGUAAGCAUAAAUAUGUAACGAAGCGUAGUGUUGGAGAACAAAUAUUAAUAAACACAGUCCCUCCGGUAGGCAGGACGUUAGUUUUCACGGUAGUUGCUUGCUUGGACGGUUUACACUCUGCGAUGUGACGCGAAGGUAUCAAUAUUCUAUGAUACAAGCACAAAAUGUCAAAAGUUACAUGUAAAAUCGAAAUCAAAUAUUAUAGACGUCUCAAGCUGCCGGCAGCUUGCGCUGGCAUAUGGCUACGGUCUCCUAUAAACGCGGCGUCUGACGUCACCGUUGAACGUUGCUAUCGACGUCUGAACAAUGACGUCAACGUCUGAACGAUGACGUCAACGUCUGAAGGAGUCCACAACAGUACAUUUAUAUUGUAAGGAUGUAAGCGUCCUACGGCGUUUAUAUAAGACCACAGCCUAUUUUAUACACACCCAUUUGCAGACGGGGUUUUAAAAAGAAAGUUUGAAAACCAAAGGUGAAAUAUGCAACAAUGGGUGCGUUUGGCGGAAUAUAGAAAUUGUAAGCGCUUAUAAGCAAAAAGACGAUCGCUACGGCCAGCAAUGACACGUUUGCUAACUUCAAUAGUGACGUGUUUCAUUCAUUUUUUUAGCAGUGACAGCACUUACCGCUUAGCGAUCGCAAUUUUGCUUAUAAACGCUUACAAUUUCUAUUUUCCGUCAAACAUAAAUGUACGUUUUUGGCAGAUUUAAUCUGGAAUCGCGUCAUUAAAAUGAAGUUUUCAUAAAAAAGAUCUUUUAAAUCGCAGAGCUGUGAACCUAGCAGGCCGCACUCAAAUAGUUUCACUCUGUUGUCGCUGCUGAAUUAGACUGACGCUGCGGCCCCGGCCG
Messenger RNA from Ostrinia furnacalis (Asian corn borer), 4000 nucleotides. Its product is annotated as serine/threonine-protein phosphatase alpha-2 isoform. Gene Ontology annotation, cellular component: nucleus; cytoplasm. The record is from RefSeq and is a predicted model, not a curated record. Gene Ontology annotation, molecular function: protein serine/threonine phosphatase activity. Lineage: Eukaryota; Metazoa; Arthropoda; Insecta; Lepidoptera; Crambidae. The transcript is spliced from 8 exons. Bases 182 to 1168 code for a protein of 328 amino acids.